Molecule: messenger RNA, 2920 nt
Organism: Papaver somniferum (opium poppy)
Lineage: Eukaryota; Viridiplantae; Streptophyta; Magnoliopsida; Ranunculales; Papaveraceae
Product: beta-galactosidase 3-like
Exons: 18
Coding region: 286-2472 (728 amino acids)
Biological process (GO): carbohydrate metabolic process
Cellular component (GO): cell wall; vacuole
Molecular function (GO): beta-galactosidase activity
Source: RefSeq, a predicted model, not a curated record
CUAAUUUUCAAAUUCAAAAAAUAUUCAUAUCUUAUUAAAGUUGCACAGUUAUUAAUGUAAGUGAUAGCGUAUCCGUAUGUCGUCCUCUUUUUGACAGUUUGUUUGGUUGUGCAAUAUAAUACUCCCUCAAAAUUGAAAGCUGUUCUCAAGCUUUUUCUGUUUUUAUAUCAAUGGCAUAGAAAAAUACAAAGUGGUGAUAAGAAGAAGCUUUUUGUUUCUUGUUUUCUUUCCUUUCCAGAGUACACAAUUUCAAAUUCAUUGCUCUCUCACACACACAGAGGGGAAAUGGAAACCAACUCAGUUUCUGGUUGGAAGUUAUUCUUCCUAGUGUGGAUAUUCAGUGUACAGUUGAUUCAAUGUAGUGUAACAUAUGAUAGGAAAUCUAUCAUCAUCAAUGGGAAGAAAAGGCUUCUAAUCUCUGGUUCCAUACAUUAUCCUAGAAGCACACCUGAAAUGUGGGGAGAUCUUUUACAAAAAGCAAAAGAUGGCGGAUUAGAUGUUAUCCAGACAUAUGUUUUCUGGAAUGGUCAUGAACCUUCUCCCGGCAAUUAUUACUUUGAGGGAAGGUAUGAUUUGGUUAGGUUCAUAAAAACAAUUCAAAAUGCAGGACUUUAUGUGCAUCUUAGAAUUGGUCCUUACGUUUGUGCAGAGUGGAAUUUUGGGGGGCUUCCUGUUUGGUUAAAGUAUGUUCCAGGGAUCAGCUUUAGAACAAAUAAUGAGCCCUUCAAGAAAGCAAUGCAAGGAUUCACUCAGAAGAUAGUACAGAUGAUGAAGAACGAAAGGUUGUUCCAGUCUCAGGGUGGCCCCAUUAUUCUCUCUCAGAUUGAGAAUGAGUAUGGGCCAUUCAGUCAUGCAUUUGGAGCUGCAGGUCACGCAUACAUGAAUUGGGCUGCGAAUAUGGCAGUCGGAAUGCGCACAGGGGUGCCAUGGGUGAUGUGCAAGGAAGACGAUGCUCCAGAUUCCGUGAUAAACGCAUGCAAUGGAUUUUAUUGUGAUGCUUUCACUCCAAACAGACCCAACAAACCCAAAAUGUGGACUGAAGCUUGGAGCGGCUGGUUCACGGAAUUUGGUGGCGCAAUUCACCAGCGUCCAGUCCAAGAUCUAGCAUUUUCAGUUGCGCGAUUCAUACAGAAGGGAGGAUCCUUUGUUAAUUAUUACAUGUAUCAUGGAGGAACCAACUUUGGACGAACUGCUGGAGGCCCUUUUGUCACCACUAGUUAUGAUUAUGAUGCUCCCCUUGACGAAUACGGUUUGAUCAGGCAACCUAAAUAUGGACAUUUGAAGGAGCUCCAUAUGGCCAUCAAGCUAUCUGAGCGAGCAAUAGUUUCCACUGACCCAGUCAUUACAUCAUUAGGGAACUACCAACAGGCUCAUGUCUUCUCUUCCAAGCACCAUGGUUGUGCCGCUUUUCUCUCAAAUUACAAUUCAAAGUCUGCUGCAAGGGUUAUAUUUAACAAAAUGCAUUACAACCUUCCACCUUGGUCCAUCAGCAUUCUUCCUGGUUGCAAGACUGUUGCAUUCAACACAGCAACAGUUAGAGUCCAAACAUCCCGCACGCAAAUGUUGCAUAGUGACGCUCAACUGCUCUCCUGGGAAACAUACGAUGAAGAUAUCUCUUCGCUAAAUGAAAAUAAGAGGACGACAGCUUUUGGUCUAAUGGAUCAAAUAAAUGUUACAAGGGAUACCAGCGAUUAUCUGUGGUACACGACUAGUGCUGUACUCAGCCCAUCUGAACCAUCCUUGCAUGGAGGUGCGUGGCCUACUCUUUCCGUACAAUCCAAAGGCCAUGCCCUGCAUGUCUUCAUCAACGGAAGGUUCUCAGGAUCCGCCUACGGGACAAGAGAGAAUAAGCAGUUCACAUUUUAUAAAGCUGUCAAUCUUCAUUCUGGAAUAAAUAGAAUCGCACUGCUCAGCGUAGCUGUUGGAUUGCCGAAUGUGGGGACCCACUAUGAGAAUUGGAACACUGGGAUCCUUGGUCCGGUUUUGCUCCAUGGUGUUGAUAGGGGGACAAGGGACUUGAGCAGGCAAAAAUGGUCUUACCAGGUUGGCCUGAAAGGAGAAUCAAUGAACAUCAUGGGAGUAGCUGGAAUUUCAUCGAUGGGGUGGGCACAAAACUCGCUAGUUGCACGUAGACAACAGCCACUAACAUGGUACAAGUCAUACUUUAAUGCGCCGCGAGGAAAUGAUCCACUGGCUUUAGAUAUGUGGAGUAUGGGAAAGGGUCAAAUUUGGAUCAACGGGCAAAGCAUUGGCAGAUAUUGGACAACUUUGUCAAGCGGAGACUGCAGGCGAUGUAGUUAUGCAGGACCAUACCGUGUCCCAAAAUGUCAAGUUGGUUGCGGAAAACCAACUCAACGGUGGUAUCAUGUGCCGCGGUCUUGGUUGAGACCAACUCAGAAUUUGCUGGUAGUUUUCGAGGAAAUUGGUGGGGAUGCAUCAGGAAUAAAUCUUGUGAAAAGAUCAGUGUCUUGAUUAACCAAUUCGCGGUGUUCAAGUAACAUAAGCAAAUUACAGGCAUAGAUGCCGGACCCAGUGCAUGCUGAAGGCAUUAUAUCCCAAAUUAUGGAUGGCUCUAGCAUGUCAGAGGGUUUUACUGCAAAGAAUUUUAGGUUGCAAGUUAUUUAUCAGAGUCUGCUUUUACUGUUGAAAGCCGGAUACCACUCAAGGAAAACAAAGAUACGGGACUUGGAAAACGCAAGUCAACAACUGGAUUUGUAUGAUGGAGUAAAGGCGAUCCCCAAUUAUGUUCAUUUUCUUUUUUGUCUUGGUAUGACCUGUGCCGUAACGGCCCGGAAAAUGCCGAUGUAUUUAAAAUAUAUACCUAGUCAUUGAUCAACGUCUUUCAAAUUUGUAAAGCGAGGCUUUUGAGAUACUUUUGCGUUUUUAAGAUAGAAAAAAAAUGUGGUGUUCAUCUCAUCAA